This is a messenger RNA of Elgaria multicarinata webbii, 1985 nucleotides long. Its product is annotated as zinc finger protein 436-like. Gene Ontology annotation, molecular function: RNA polymerase II cis-regulatory region sequence-specific DNA binding; DNA-binding transcription factor activity. The record is from RefSeq and is a predicted model, not a curated record. The transcript has 5 exons. NCBI's taxonomy places the organism in Eukaryota, Metazoa, Chordata, Lepidosauria, Squamata, Anguidae. Gene Ontology annotation, biological process: regulation of transcription by RNA polymerase II. Bases 1 to 1929 code for a protein of 642 amino acids.
AUGGAAGAGCGAAACACGGCUGCCCUCGAAGCAGGAAGAGGUCCCUGUGCCACCCAGGCUUGGAGCAGCGGGAAAUUCUGGGGAAAAACAGUGCAGAAGGCCCUGGAUGGCGAAAACCUCGGCUCCGACGGACAGCGCCGGAUCUUCCGGCAGUUCCGCUACCAGGAGGCCGAGGGCCCCCGAGCGGUUUGCAGCCACCUCCACGAUCUCUGCCGUCGGUGGCUGAAGCCGGAGCGACACACCAAGGCUCAGAUCCUGGACCUGGUGAUCUUGGAUCAGUUCCUGGCUGUCCUCCCACCGGAGAUGGCAAGCUGGGUGAGGGAAUGUGGGCCGGAGACCAGUUCCCAGGCGGUGGCCCUGGCAGAAGGCUUCCUCCUGAGCCAAGCAGAGGACGGAAGUCGAAGACAGCAGGGCUUGCUAGCGGACGGUGCUUCUGAUUUCCCUGAGGCAAAGGUGGCCCUGGCGGACACCAGGCAGAGACCGCUGUUCAGGUGGAUCGUGCAGGAGGAUAACAGAGGUCCCACCUUGCCAGGUGUUGGAUGGUCUCUGGCAAGGACUACGGUGUCACCUCUUUGUGGUGGUGGAAUGGAGCCAGCUUCCGUGCAGCCAGAUCAGGGUCCAGUGACCUUCGAGGACGUGUCUGUGUACUUCACGGAGGAGGAGUGGGCGCUGCUGGAUCGAGGCCAAAGAGCCCUGCAGUGGGAAGUCAUGGCGGAGAAUUAUGGGACCCUCACCGCCCUGGCAAGUGAUGUCUGGGGGAGCAAGAAUGAUGAAGGACCACAUGGAGCAUCCUUACAAAGAGCCAGAUGUUCAGAGGAGGAGCAGAGAAUGGCUCCUGAGACUGAAGUCAAACAGAAAAGAAGAAACCCUUCAUUUUCUUCUGAAGGCACUAGCUUCUGUGAAAUGCCAAUCCCAGAAACAACGCGCCACGGCGAUGGUUCCUUUGCUUCGCAAGAGGAUCUGUAUUUCGAUGAAACAGAAAUCCCAGAAGAAAGAAAUGAAGGGAAGAAAAAGAUUAGGUGCGACGUGUGUGGGAAAAGCAUCAGUAAGUCUCACCUUAAUGAACACAAACGAAUUCACACGGGGGAGAAACCGUAUAAAUGCACCGAGUGCGGAAAGAGCUUUUGUCGGAGGGAACACCUGACUUCACACCAAAGAACCCACAUGGAGGAGAAACCGUAUAAAUGCUUGCAGUGCGGGAAGAAUUUCAGGCAUCGGAAAAAUCUUACCUCCCAUCAAAGCAUACACACCAGGGAGAAGCUGUGUGAAUCCCCAGAGGGUGGGAAAAGCCUGCCUUUACGUCACAGCAGCCACCCAGAGGAGAAGCCAUUCAAAUGCUCCGAGUGCGGAAAGAGCUUCAGUCGCACAACGGACCUCAGGUCACAUCAGAGGAUCCACACGGGGGAGAAGCCGUAUAUGUGUGCAUUGUGUGGGAAAAGCUUUACCCACAGCCGAAGCCUCAGCUCCCAUAAAAUCACCCAUACUGAGGAAAAGCCAUUUAAGUGCUCCGAGUGCGGUAAGAGCUUCAGUCGCAACACAAGCCUUACUAUACAUCAGAGAAUCCACACAGGGGAGAAGCCGUUUACCUGUUCUCUGUGUGGAAAGAGCUUCAGCCACAGAAGGAGCCACGCCAUCCAUCUAAAAGUCCACGCAGGGGAGAAGCCGUUCACAUGCUCGGACUGUGGCAAAUGCUUCAUCGGGAUUUCCUACCUGAAGACACAUCAAAGAAUCCACACAGGGGAAAAACCGUACACAUGCACGGUGUGUGGGAAAAGCUUCCGGUGGAGCACCCAUUUUAAAGAACAUAAAAAAACCCACACAGAGGAGAUUCCCGUGUCUCCUAAAAACGGCUGGAUUGUGGAAAGGACUCCCGGCGGAGCACAGGUCUCAGGAGAUUCGUUCUCAGGAGAAAGCAUUUGCAUAGAGUAGAGCUUUUCUGAUGAAUCCAACUGUACUAACCAGCAAAGAAUUCAUGGGGGCGGGGG